Molecule: messenger RNA, 2963 nt
Organism: Trichosurus vulpecula (common brushtail)
Lineage: Eukaryota; Metazoa; Chordata; Mammalia; Diprotodontia; Phalangeridae
Exons: 3
Coding region: 250-2940 (896 amino acids)
Source: RefSeq, a predicted model, not a curated record
GUCUUAGUAGGAUCUACAACUGUUUUUCUGCAUUCCAGGACACAAUCAAUCCCUGCAGGAGAGAGGAACGAUUUUUCUGAACAGACAUUUUUUCAGUUGCUUUAUUUCCACUGGAGAAUUAUUAAUCUCUUAGUCUCCUCCAAACAAGGAAACUUAUAGAUACCACUUGGACCUGGAUUGGUUCCUGUUCUUGGGAAUAUUUUUUCCUGCUUUUCUUUAAAUUCCUUUUGGACAACCUUCAGGAGCCAAAUGGGGAAAAACCAAAGACAUUUUCCAAAAGCAGUUCGGCCCCAGGUCCCUACCAAUGGCCAUUGUCACCAGGCCAAGUCAGUGCUCUUGCCAGGCUUGCCUCAUCAGAUUGCUCCAUUAAGUAAAGAAGAACGAGUUAGGUCCAGAGCUGAGCAGAUGGCCCACCUUCAGCAUCAUACCAGAACCAAGCUAUCAUCCCUUCCUGAUCACAGGCCCACACCUCUCCCCCUGACGCUGUGCCCAAAACAUAGAGUAACAGCUGCCAAGGUACCCUCCUCCAGCAUGGGGACAGUGACUGCACCGUUACCCAAACUUGAGCAUCCUAGGAGAACAGCUAAACCAUCCAUGCCUUGUAAACACAAUUCCAGGGUUACAAUUUUGCCCUCACUUUGCCCUGAGUACAGGGCCAAAGUUACCCCCGACCACUGGGUCACAUGCACACCUUCCCUGUCCUCACAGAGCAGAGUCAUGGUGGAGUCAUCAUCAUGUCCCCAGAUCCUGGCCAGGGCAACAGCUACACCAUCAGCUGGCCAUGGACCCUGGGCCAAAACCACUUCUGAUCUUUUGUCCCACGCAGUUCAUUGGGGCGAUUCCACCCCUUUGCCCUUUCUAUACUCUGACCAUAUAUCUGGAUCAUCAUCUCACCCUGACCAUCAGACUAUCCCUUCGCCACAUGCCGGCAGUAGAGCAAAAGUUCCAACAAGCCUUCCUCAUCAGGUUAGGAAUAAAUUAGGUCACGCCCAAUGGACAGAGGAACUACCACGCUUUGAUUAUUGGGCUAUACCUCUACUCAUUUCUGACCCUCAAGCAGAGUCUCCUGGGGACCCGAAACAUCAGGAGGAGACUGUCCCAGGCUGUAGUGGCCAAACUGCAUUUCCGCCAGGCCUUAACCAUCCAAACACAAUUCCCUCAAGCCUGGACUAUCAGACUGAAUCUUCACUGGGCCCUGUCCACCUGACCACACUUCAACCCGGCCAGGACAAUUGGACAUAUGCUCCACUGGACCCUGAUAACCAGUACACGACUCCACAGGACCCGGACUGUUGGAUUGAGGCCAGGGACACGACACGGAAGGUUAUACCAAACCCAGAGGUUACACCAGAUACCGCCCCUAACAUAAUACCUCCAACAGGAUCGGAUCGCUCGACCAUACCUUCAGCGGGGCUUAGGCACCAAAAUGCCACUGACCACUACCACCAAGCUGAGGGGGCUGUGCUAGGCUCCAGCGUUCAGGGGACGUCUCCACUAGCCCUAGGCCUUGGGGAAAUAAUACCUUUGGGACCAGACCACCAGGCCAUACCUCACCCGUUUGAGGCUACAGCAAACUUCAACGCCCCGGUCACCCUGACGUCAGGUGUGUGCCACCGGGAAUCCAGGACACUGGGAUCCAACCGCCAAGCAAAAUAUCCAGAAGAACAGGAAAACUGGGCAAUAACCCAAAUGGGCUGUGACCCGCGAGCUGAGGAGGCUGUGCUGGGCCUUAAUGGUCAGGGUACCAUGUCGCUGGGUUCAGAUCACAAGCUUACACGUUACCCUGGCACUGAUUGCCAAGCUGAAGCUGCAGCAGACCUCUAUGCCCGGGUCAUUUUUCUGGGUCCUGACGGCCAGACCAAAAAUCCAGAGGAAGAAGAAAACCAGCAGACACCACAAACGGGCCGUAAACCCCAGGCUGAGGAGGAUGUACCAGACCCAAACAUUCAGACCACAUCUCUGCCAGUCCCAGGCCUUGAGGAAGCAAUGCCACUAGGCUCAGACUCCCACGCUUCAGUACAUCAUAGGCCUGACCUGCAGGUUCAGUCUGCAGGAAGCCCCAACAUCACUCAUUCCAUACCUAUACAUGGCCUGGACCAUGGUACAAAAUCUCCAGAGUAUCCAGGAUCUUGGGCCGUGUCUGUAAAGACACAUAUCCCCAAGGUCAAAUUUCCAACCAGCUAUGACAUACCAACUGAGGUUAAAAUGAACUGUGAUGAUCAAGUUGAGACUCAACCGGGGCUCCGAGACCAGCUCCGGAAUAAAGAUACUCAAUGUUUAAGUGGCAUUGAGCCACUCACCAUUGAGAGGUGGAUAGUCCCUAUAAGAAUAAUAAAUGCCAUCAUCAGUUCUAUACCUCAGGAGAAAAUCAAAAUUGACAUCUAUAAGCAAAUAAUUCUACAGCAGAAGAGUCAAUGUACUAAUAAUUGGCCCAAUGAACUCAUAUCAUCCAGUUAUAGGGUCUGUUUAGCUUGUGCCUCAUGGAUCCCAAAUGGUUGUCCCCAUGUUCAGGAAAUGAAACAUCUUUUUCAAGCACAAUUGCUGGCCAUACCAACACCUCUGCAUGGCUCUGAGGAAGUAGGAUUGAAAUUAAUACUCCGAAUGCCCCAGCAGACAUGUGCCUGCCCCGUCCUUAGCGAUCCAUGUCACCAUUAUGGUACACUUAGACCCUCACACCACUCAAUUCUGUUGUCAUCUUGCUCAGAUUCUGUGUUUCCUAAGUCAUCCAUUCACCAAAAGCUACCUGCAAAGGUCCCUCGAUUUGGCUAUAUGCUUGGCAAUGAUCAGCAGCCACAUAGGCAAAAAAUCUCUGGCAGACAACAGACAUCCAAAGGGGAGCUACAGAUGAAAGACAAUGACAACAGGAAAGAAAAGUCAAAGAGACAUGGGAAAUUUUCCAAAUUUCUCCUGGGAAGAUUUCAAAAAAGAAGAAAAAAAUAAAUCAAUUUAUCUUUUCUCUUUUU